Messenger RNA from Vombatus ursinus (common wombat), 894 nucleotides. It is a transcript of the gene TMEM89, whose product is annotated as transmembrane protein 89. Lineage: Eukaryota; Metazoa; Chordata; Mammalia; Diprotodontia; Vombatidae. The record is from RefSeq and is a predicted model, not a curated record. The transcript is spliced from 5 exons. The coding region runs from base 1 to 894 and encodes 297 amino acids.
AUGGUUCUGCAAUCAGAAGACCCGGGCUCAAACCCUGCGGGUUCCUUCUGCUUCCAGAUGCUGGGGUAUCUGGUACUUGUGCCUCCGUGUCCCCGUUCUAGCUCCGUGGUGGAACGUGUAUCAAGAGGAGCGAUACUUUGUUCCGCUUCCGCCCCAUCGUCUUCACCGACCGAGGGUAGGCGGGGCCAGGCGCUGCGCCUCCUCUCCUGGCCCCGGGAUGCGACCAGAAGCGCUCGGCCCCUCGCACGUGACUCAGAUCCGCUGCCAGUCCCGUCCCGUCCCACAAGCUCUGCCCCCAGCUCCAUGACAACAGCUCUUCAACUCCGCCCCUCCUCUUCCCCUGUCCCCGCACCAGAGCGACCCGGGUAUAGGGCAUUGUUGGUGAUGGGGUCUGGGCCUCUAUGUCUGUUUCUGUUCCUACUGCUGACCCUGUGGUUGCCACCCCCGAGCCAGGCUUUGAGCAGGCCUGUCUGGUACCAGGUGGGGCUAGACUUGCAGCCCUGGGGAUGCCAGUCACCAGGUCUGGUGAGCUGUGGGGGGGGGCUGGCCUGCCCUGGCAGAUGGAUGGGCCUGAGCACCAUGGGCACUGUCUACCCCCUGGCGGCUGUCACAGUCACCGUUUUGAUAGUGGUUACCCACUUUGUCUACCAAAGACGCCAAAUCAUCUUCUCCCGAAUCCCGACCACCCAAGAACAAUCGAUUGUGCCAUCAGAGCUCCUUUUGCCCCCGAGGUCGGGCUCACCGCCUUCCGAUCAUGUCUUGCUCUGCAAUGGACUGCAUAUGCUGGAGGCUGUCCUAAACCACAUCGAAGGCCACCUUCGGCAGCAGGCAAACCAUUCCUCCUCCUCAGCCUCUGCCAACCAAAUAAAGGGCCCCUCUGCUGAUAGUGCGUAA